Xenopus laevis (African clawed frog) is the source of this 1031-nucleotide messenger RNA. It is a transcript of the gene hapstr1.S, whose product is annotated as chromosome 16 open reading frame 72 S homeolog. The record is from RefSeq and is marked provisional. The transcript has 4 exons. Bases 217 to 1014 code for a protein of 265 amino acids. NCBI's taxonomy places the organism in Eukaryota, Metazoa, Chordata, Amphibia, Anura, Pipidae. Gene Ontology annotation, cellular component: nucleus; cytoplasm.
GUCAGCAGAGAAGCGCUAUGGGAGUGAGGUAGCGGAGUGAUUUGCUUCAACGCACAUUUUGUCAAUGACGCGGACUCUUUUUUAUACAGUUGCCGAAGACGCGACGGCGUAAAGCUCCUCCCGGUGUGUGCGGUGUCGCUGCCCCUCCCGAGCGGGAGUGAAGAGGCGGAGGGAGAAGGGAGAAAACGGGAGGGGUGGAAGGAGUUCGUGGAUAGAAUGGAAGACAAGAAAGAGGAGGGCGAGUCCGAGAUUCAGGAGCACGGGCCUGAGCACUGGUUCAGCAAGUGGGAACGACAAUGUCUGGCCGAGGCCGAACAGGAAGAUCAACCGGAGGAGGAGGCCGAGCAGAGUCAGCAGAAACUCUGGCAUCUGUUCCAGAACUCGGCCACCGCGGUGGCGCAGCUCUAUAAAGAUCGUGUGUGUCAACAACAAGGAUUGUCACUUUGGGUCCCUUUCCAGAAUGCUGCAACUGCUGUCACAAAUCUGUACAAAGAGAGUGUUGAUGCACAUCAGAGGAGCUUUGACUUAGGAAUCCAGAUAGGUUAUCAAAGACGUAACAAGGAUGUAUUAGCUUGGGUAAAAAAGCGUCGAAGAACUAUUCGAAGAGAGGAUUUGAUCAGUUUUCUUUGUGGGAAAGUUCCCCCUCCACGGAACUCGCGUGCUCCCCCAAGACUGACUGUUGUAUCCCCUAAUCGAGCUACUCCAACGGAAACUGGAUCAUCUGUAGAGACUGAUUUGCAGCCUUUCAGAGAAGCAAUAGCUCUCCAUGGUCUCAGCGGUGCAAUGGCUAGUAUAAGCGUCCGCUCAAGUACUCCAGGCUCACCAACUCAUGUAAGUGGCAGUUCCAACACUGGCCGCAGGAGAAAUGGACUUCAUGAUGUGGACUUAAACACUUUCAUAUCCGAAGAAAUGGCACUCCACUUGGACAAUGGUGGCACUAGAAAGCGUUCCUCGGCCCAAUGCGGCGAUGUCAUUACAGACUCACCAACCCAUAAACGCAACAGAAUGAUCUAAUGUGCAACAAAAAAAAA